AUGGCCAAUGCCAUCAUCUAUGCCAAUAUGAACACUCCCCAGAGGUCAACAUGGAAAAUAGGCGACACUACAGCUGCGGGCCCAAUUGAGGUUGAGCCCUUUGAAGCACCGGAUCUGCUACCCAGACUUCCUCCGGAAACCCUUGCGGAAUUCAACAUGGCCGAUGCAGACAAAUGGUUGGCAAAUCUAGAAAACAAUGUCACUGGGGACUGGCCACAUGACCCGGGAACAGUGGCAUCCUUCCUGACAUCCAUGACAACAAACACCCGUACAGCAAGAGGAAAUAUAUUCAAAUCAUACAGAUGCCCGGAGCACCAGGAGGUUUACAGCAACUGA
Messenger RNA from Blastomyces gilchristii SLH14081, 336 nucleotides. RefSeq lists its product as uncharacterized. The transcript is spliced from 2 exons. Bases 1 to 336 code for a protein of 111 amino acids. Lineage: Eukaryota; Fungi; Ascomycota; Eurotiomycetes; Onygenales; Ajellomycetaceae. The record is from RefSeq and is a predicted model, not a curated record.